GGUGUGAACAAAGUCCACGACUACGUCGUAGCUGCGCUUUGGCCUCAAGCAGUCACUCUGUAACGCCGUAAUUUAAUUUCACUAGAUCUUCACACAACCACAACGUGUCACGAACCACACAAGAAAUUAAUCCAGAUCAGGAAAGGGUUUUGCCUGCGCCGGGGAUCGAACCCUCGGCCAGGAAGACGGGAAAGCCACUCCUUAACGGCUUAACCAGUCGGCCAAAGAGACGCCCGCCUCGCUGGGUGAGUUGGGCGCCGCACCGCCGCUCUACCAGGCAGCCUCCGCGGCGCCCAGCCCCAGGCCAAGGCCAAGCACGGGGUAAACAUGGAGAAGGAGCGGCACGAGGAAAUCCGCCUCACGGACGGAGAGAGCGAGGGCGCCGAGGACGAGAACAUCCCCGACGUGGCCACCUGUCAGAAACUUGUGGAGCAGUUUGCCGGGCUCACCAACACAGACGAGGCUCUUGCUCAGUUCUACCUGCAGGACCGGGAGUGGGACCUUGAGCGGUCAGUCAAUGCCUUUUUUGAGGACAAGGCGGAGAGUGACAGCAAGGUCCUGCAGGAUAUUGGAUCGCCAGAGGUCAAGAUCACAUUUGACUCAAAGUUGGCGUCGGCGGUGAAGGAAGGACUUGUAACAGAGGAAGCACCCAAGAACUUUGCCUUCAUGACUUGGAACCUUGAUGGACUGGAUGAGAAGAACCUGAAGAAGAGGACCAAGGCUGUGGCAAGGACCAUUGAGAAAGAGAAGCCAGACAUAGUCUUCCUACAAGAGGUAGUGCCUCACACGUGUCACUACCUGGAAGAUCUCCUGCCCCAGUACCUGUUCCUCAUGGGCGACACCGAUGACUACUUCACCGCCACACUGCUGCAGCGCACCACAGUCCACUUUGAUGGGCAGACAGUUGUGCCCUUCGCCAACACUUCCAUGGGUCGCAACCUGCUGUGUGUGGAGGCACACAUAGGGGACCUGAAGCUUCAUCUGUAUAAUUCCCACUUGGAGAGCACCGCUGAGUUUGCUAGUCAGCGAGUGGCGCAGCUCAAGUUGGCGUUUGGGAAGGUGAAGGACAGCCCCGCCGAGGUGACAACAAUCUUUGCUGGAGACCUUAACCUACGAGACAAAGAGGUUGUUGAGGCUGGACUUCCCCCAGGCGUAGUUGACGUGUGGGAGGCGUGUGGGAAGAGACCUGAAUGCACUUGGACCUGGGACACCACCCGGAACACCAAUAAAGAGUUCCCCGGGAGGUUCAAGCCGCGGAUGAGGUUUGACAGAGUGUACCUACGUGCCCCCGCCUCCUCCUCCAUCCCCACAGCCUUGCCGCGCCACUUUGGUCUGGUGGGUCUGGAGAAGGUCACCAACACGCAGAGCUUCCCGUCAGACCACUGGGGGAUUCUUGUACACUUUGAGGUGGGUGUUCAGGAGGCAAGGGGUCGCGCAAUCAUGCCUUCCACCAACGGGCCAUCCACCAGCUUCCAGACAGCGGCAAUGAAGAGAAAGAGACAACACUGAUCCGACCGCCACGCUGCAAACACCACAAACGCUUGAUUAGGAAAGAUAUCCAGUUAUAGCUUUUAUAUUUUUCAGUUCUCUAAUGUCUCAACUUUCUGUUUGAUGAAGCUAUAUUUUUGUAUUGUAUAAAUAUGAAUGUUCUGUAAUAUCUCUAAUAAGGCUGUAAGUGAAGGCUUGCCCUCCUGUUUACUAAGAGAUAGCUGAUGAACUGACAGGGAGGAGAGUGGAGGAUGGGAGCGAGGGUUGUGGGAGAUGAACUGACAGGGUGAGUGGAGGAAGGGAGCGAGGGGUGUGAGAGAUGAACUGGCAAGGAUGAGAGUGGAGGAAGGAAGCAAGGGGUGUGGGAUAUGAACUGACAGGGAGGAGGAGGGUGUUAAAUUGUUUAAUAUUCAAGUUUUAUCAUGCAAGUGUCAUAUGUUUGCCCCAAUUAAUUUUAGGAUUUUUUUGACAGUAUUUAAAACAUUACAAGGUAGAAAAUUAUACCAAAUAAGUCAACUAAUAUCAUGUUCUUGCACUUCACUCUUGCUUCAUUUAUUGUUUAGUUACCAAGUGUGCAAGAGGAGUUUGAUUUCUAAUGUUAAAACACACUUGUUCCUGUAACCUAAAAAUGUGAUAUACUAUAGAUAGUUAACACGCAAUGUCCUGUGAAGUACGUAGUAUGUCUGCGAGUUUCAUUCAUUGCAUUUCGUAAACCCUAAGGAUUUGUACUGAAAGAUUGAUUGUCUCGAGAUCACUUCCGAUUUAUUUUGAGUUCAUUAAUUUUUUAUGUGAAUAAAUAAUCGUUUAGUCUCCCUA
Eriocheir sinensis (Chinese mitten crab) is the source of this 2304-nucleotide messenger RNA. RefSeq names its product tyrosyl-DNA phosphodiesterase 2-like. Bases 328 to 1509 code for a protein of 393 amino acids. Gene Ontology annotation, cellular component: PML body; cytoplasm. Gene Ontology annotation, molecular function: protein binding; 5'-tyrosyl-DNA phosphodiesterase activity; single-stranded DNA binding. The record is from RefSeq and is a predicted model, not a curated record. The transcript is spliced from 9 exons. NCBI's taxonomy places the organism in Eukaryota, Metazoa, Arthropoda, Malacostraca, Decapoda, Varunidae. Gene Ontology annotation, biological process: double-strand break repair.